This is a messenger RNA of Dictyostelium discoideum AX4, 2139 nucleotides long. RefSeq names its product integrator complex subunit 9 (gene ints9). Gene Ontology annotation, biological process: snRNA processing. The transcript has 3 exons. The record is from RefSeq and is a predicted model, not a curated record. NCBI's taxonomy places the organism in Eukaryota, Evosea, Eumycetozoa, Dictyosteliales, Dictyosteliaceae. The coding region runs from base 1 to 2139 and encodes 712 amino acids. Gene Ontology annotation, cellular component: integrator complex; nucleus; cytoplasm.
AUGAAAGUUCAUUGUUUAAGUCAAUCAGCUCAAUCACCAUGUUUUCUAUUAGAAUAUAAAAAUGUUAAAAUACUAUUAGAUUGUGCAUUAGAAAUUUCAUCAAUACUUCAUUUCUUACCAAAGAAUUUAAAUUAUAAUAAUAAUAAUAAUAAUAAUAAUAAUAAUAAUAAUAAUAAUAAUAAUAAUAAUAAUAAUAAUAAUAAUAAUAAUUCAUAUUCAUUUAAAGAAAAAGAUAAAGAAUUGAAUCAAUUUUUUAAAAAUAUAAAUGGAACAUUAUAUAUUGAUAAUGGAUGUAGUAACAUAAAAUAUAAUUGUCCUCAAUUUGAAAUGAUUGAUGAUUUUUCAACAAUUGAUAUGAUUUUAAUUUCAAAUUAUACAAAUAUCUAUGCAUUACCAUUUAUCACUGAAUAUACAAAUUUUCAAGGUAAAAUUUAUGCAACUGAACCAACUGUUCAAAUUGGAAAAUUAUUACUUGAAGAAUUAGUACAAAUGGAUAAACAAUAUAGUAAUAGUAGUAUAAAUAAUAAUAAUAAUAAUAAUAACUUAUCAGAUUGUUGGCAAAAUAUUGAAAUAUUAGAGAAAUUAAAUGUACAUAAUGUUGGUAUGGAGAAUGAGAAUUUAUAUAGGGAUAGUUAUAGAUGGAAGGAUUUAUAUAAAAAGAUUGAUAUAGAGAAAUCAUUUGAAAAGAUACAAUCGAUUCGAUUCAAUGAAAGUAUUAAACACUAUGGAUUUGAGUGUAUUCCAAGUAGUAGUGGCUAUGGGUUAGGAUCGGCAAAUUGGGUCAUUGAGAGUAAAGGCUUUGAAAGGGUGGUCUAUAUAUCGGAUUCGUCUUUAUCAUUAUCACGUUAUCCAACACCAUUUCAAUUAUCACCAAUUGAUAAUCCAGAUGUAUUAAUUCUAAGUAAAAUCAAUCAUUAUCCAAACAAUCCACCCGACCAAAUGUUGAGUGAACUUUGCAGUAACAUAGGCUCUACGUUACAACAAGGUGGUACAGUUUUAAUACCCUCCUAUUCAUGUGGUAUCAUAUUGGAUUUGUUUGAACAUUUAGCAGACUAUUUGAAUAAAGUCGGUCUGCCUUAUGUUCCGAUUUAUUUCGUUUCAUCCGUUAGUAAAGCCGUGUUAUCCUAUGCCGAUAUCUAUUCAGAGUGGUUAAAUAAAUCGAAGCAAGAGAGAGCUUUCAUGCCUGAAACACCUUUCCUCCAUCAAGAUCUAAUGAGAAAAGGCCAAUUUCAAGCCUAUCAACAUGUACAUUCAAAUUUUCAAGCAAAUGAUCCUUGUAUCAUUUUCACUGGUCAUCCAAGUUGUAGAAUUGGUGAUAUCACAACUCUAAUUAAACUCUACGAUAAUCCAAAGAAUUCAAUACUCUUAAUUGAACCUGAUUUCGAUUUCAAAUCAACCGUCUUACCUUUCUCUAAACAAAUAUCAAGAAUUCAAUUCUUACCAAUUGAUCCUCGUAUAAAUUUUAAUGAAGCAAAUUUAUUAAUUUCAAAAUUAUCUCCAAAACAUUUAAUAAUACCUAGAAUUUAUAAAAAUUAUGUAAAAAAUAAACAUUCAAAUGGUAAUUUUGGUAUAGUCACAACAAUAUUACCAUUAGAUACAAUUAAAAUUCAAAAUAAUCAAAAUUUUGAAUCUGGUUUUAUUGAUAAAGAAUUAGCUCAAACCAUUCAAACAAAAGUUUUAGAUAAAUCAUCACAAUUAAAAAAUAAUACAACUACUACAACUACAACUACAAUAAAUAAUCAACAACCAAUUCAUGUAGCAGAGAUAUCAGGUGUUUUAUCAAUGAGUGAUCAUGAAUUAAUAAUAUCACCACCAAAUAUUUCUGAUAGUAAUAAAAUCAUUCAUAUCAAAGAAAAGUUUAUUUGGGGUACACUUUCAAUUGAAAAUAUUAUAAAGGCUAUAAAUUCAACAAAACAAUUUAAAAAUAAUGGUGAUUCUAUUGAAUAUUUCGAAAUAAAUGAAAACUAUUAUUUAAUUAAAAUUUCAAGUAAAAACAAAACAAACAACAACAAUAAUAGUGACCAAGUUACAAAUAUUCACUUAUCACCACAAAAUGUAAAUAUUGAAACAAGUUGUGAAACUACAAGAAGAUUAAUUUCUGAUAUAGUUUUAUUAAAUUGUAAUGGUUUUUAUGUUUAA